AUGUCAUCGGCGAAAUCAAAUGAUGCCUUGAGCACAGUUUCUGUGGCCGAAAGUACCAAUCAGAAACUUUCCCGAAACUUCGGAUGGCUUUCGCUGUUAGGUAUUUCUUUUUCUCUCACAAACUCGUGGUUAGGUGUCUCAUCAUCACUAGUUGUUGGUCUUUCCAGCGGUGGUCCACUUCUGAUUGUUUAUGGAUUGAUCAUCGGGAUGUUCUUCACUUUUAUGUGCGGCUGGUCACUCGCUGAGUUUUCCUCAAUGCUCCCAAGCAGCAGCGGAGCUUGUUUCUGGGUUUUGAAAAUGCUCGAAAGAAGACAAGACGCGAUAAAACCUAUCGAAGACUUUGCACAGCCUUUGAGCUCAGAUAACGAGACAGAGGAGAUCAACCUUCAAUGGGCCUGCACUACAACAAAUGUGGAGAUUACUUCGUCGUUUCAAAGAUCAAUGGCUUUAGUAGUUGGCCUCAUCAACUACUUUGGCGCGAUCUUCACGACAGCUAGCGUAUUUUCUUCUUUGGCGCUGAGCAUCCUUGGCGUUCAUUCCCUUCUAAACCCGGACUACCAGCUUAAACACUGGCACAUUUUUAUUACUUACGAAAUCCUUAAUGUGCUGCUUACUUUCAUCAACUGCUGGUCUGUAAUACUCCCUCUUUUAUCCCAAUUCGGACUUUACAUGUCAGUGCUAACCUAUUUGAUAACUUUUAUUAUUUCGAUGGUGUGCCGCAGUAACAAUACAGAUAUUGCUUGGCCCAAGUCUAACGAGGUAUUCGGAGAAUUUAGAAACACGACGGGAUGGAGUUCAUCCGCUAUGGCAUUUAUUGUCGGACUCAUCAAUCCACUGUGGGCAUAUGCUGGAAUUGAUUCCGCCACACAUAUGGUCGACGAAGUUGGUUACAAGCAAUCGAGAAAGCUUGUUCCUAGAGCUAUAAUAAGCACUAUUCUCAUCGGUUUUGUGACCAGCUUCACAUAUGCAAUUGGCAUGUUUUUUUGUAUCACAGAUGCCGAAAAGGUGACUGAAUCAAUUUUACCGAUAUUAGAGAUUUACUACCAAGCCACUGGUAAUAGAAACUUGAGCGUAUUCAUGCAAUGUUGCUGCAUUUUAACAGGUAUUACCUGCGGGAUUGCCAGUGUCACUUGGCAAAGUAGAAUAUUGUGGAGUUGUGGUAGAGAUUUUUCCAAGCUUUCCGAGGAAAGACCUAUGUCUCGCAAAGUAAUGGGAUUCUUUGGUAUGGUGAACCCUCAACUCAAGGCUCCGUUGAAUUCUCACCUGUUUUCUCAGCUGCUUGUAGCUGUGAUAGGCUGUAUCUUUAUGGGAUCAUCGACAGCAUUCAAUGCCAUUAUUACAGCUUGCAUUACAUUGUUGCUACUGACCUACGCUAUUCCUUGCACUAUUUUGUUUUUUGUGGGUAAGGCCUCUUUCUACAGCCGUAUCAGAAAAGAGCUCGCGAGUCUAGGCGUCUCUACGAAGGGCUUUCCAGUGACCAGCAAAUUUGGAUACAUUCCCAACACCCUCACGAUUUGUUGGGCCUUGUUUUGCUUAAUUUUCCUAUCUUUCCCUUAUAAUCUCCCCGUUGAUUCUGCGAGUAUGAACUAUGUCUCUGUGGUAUAUGGUGCAGUUGGCCUGCUCGUCGGUAUUAUAGUAGUUUUGUAA
Lachancea nothofagi CBS 11611 is the source of this 1647-nucleotide messenger RNA. The record is from the annotation of a GenBank genome assembly. NCBI's taxonomy places the organism in Eukaryota, Fungi, Ascomycota, Saccharomycetes, Saccharomycetales, Saccharomycetaceae.